Molecule: messenger RNA, 348 nt
Organism: Rotaria socialis
Lineage: Eukaryota; Metazoa; Rotifera; Eurotatoria; Philodinida; Philodinidae
Source: the annotation of a GenBank genome assembly
AUGGCAGUUGUUGCGAUUCCAAUUAUCCGGCAAUUUUGGAUGUACCUUAUAUCGAACGAUGUAUCCAUUCUUUGUUCGAUAUUUGUUCUCUAUCAUUUUCUUUUUGAUCGACAACUUCGUCGAAGUUUACAAAAUCCUGUAAUUGUUACUAUUCUUAUUGUAAAUUUUCUCGCUCUUAUCAUUGAAAUUCCUUGGAUUCUUUAUUAUUAUCUCAAUGGUGUUGUCUGGAUAUUUACCCCGUUCUUUUGUCGAACAUGGGUAUUUAUUGAUGGAUUCACCUAUGUAACAACAGCAAGAUUAGUUGCAUGGGCAUCAAUUGAAAGCAUGAGAUGCCUAGUUCGACUUUGA